This is a messenger RNA of Bombyx mori (domestic silkworm), 9249 nucleotides long. Its product is annotated as ceramide-1-phosphate transfer protein. The record is from RefSeq and is a predicted model, not a curated record. Gene Ontology annotation, molecular function: lipid transfer activity. Gene Ontology annotation, biological process: intermembrane lipid transfer. The coding region runs from base 152 to 787 and encodes 211 amino acids. The transcript has 4 exons. NCBI's taxonomy places the organism in Eukaryota, Metazoa, Arthropoda, Insecta, Lepidoptera, Bombycidae. Gene Ontology annotation, cellular component: cytoplasm.
UAAUUCCGUCAUGAAUGUCAAUCAUCAAUGUAUUCUAUAGAUAACAAACUAAUUCAGUCGGUUCAGUCUGCUUGUCAAUGUCUAAUAGUGAUCUUGUUAGUGCUUUGGUAUAUUUCCAUCCUCUUAAAAUUUAUUUUAAUUCCUGAAAGAAAUGUCUAAUGACAACGCUUUGGAUUUACAUCAUGUGCACCAAUGCUUUCAACGGAGCCUCAAAGAGGAGGACGACGUUGUCAUAGAAGCAUACAUAGACGGUUAUAAUGAACUGGUUAAAUUUCUAAAUUUAAUCGGUACAGUAUUUUCGUUUGUGAGCAGUGAUGUUAAAAGUAAAAUAAAGGUGAUGGAGAAACAUCGUGAAGGCGAAAAUGCAGUUUAUUAUGAAUCGUUUAAGAAAAUGAUGACAUAUGAAAAGGAUGCUAAUUUGCAUGAAAAGAACGGUUUUGUAUCAGGCUCCAGAACAAUGCUCCGUUUGCAUAGAGGAUUGGAUUUCAUAAGAAUGUUCCUGAAGCGUCUCGGUGAAGCAGAUGAAGCAAUGAACACGUGUACAACAUGUCAAGGGACUUAUAAUGAGACGUUAGCGGAGUUCCAUCCCUGGUACAUAAGGAAGGCGGCAACGUUAGCCAUGCAUGCGCUUCCGUCGCGACCAGAUUUAUUGAAAAAGGUGUUCGGAACAGAUGACAGCUUAACCGCCGCCAUGACAGUGUUGCCACAUACGCUAUCCUCUUGCGACGAAGUAUACAGGCGAGUCGAACAAUUAUAUACGGACUUUGAUUUCCAUGGCCUACCCUAGAGACGCUGCCGCUUCAUUAAAAAUAAAACUAAUUAUUUUCUUUAUUUUUUGUAAGUAUUGAGUGUUUUUCGAGUUUUAAAAUUAUAUCGGCUGUGCUAAUGUGCUUAAAACAAUAGAAUUAUUUAGUAUUUUAAGUUUUGUUCAGAUUUAUAUAUAUAAUUUGUAGUAGAUAUUAAAUAAGAGCUACGACGAUUUUAGAAAAAUUAUUAAAUAUAUAAUAAAUAAAAAAAUGCCAAUGCUUCGGUUUCGAAACUGGACGAUUUUGUACAGAUAACAUAAAUUAUUCACGUUAUUUCCCAUUUACGUGUUACGUUGUUAGAAAUAGAAAAGUUAACCUCACAAAUAAAUUCAUUGAAAACAGAUUUGGACAGUGUUACUAAAAAUUAUGAAUAUGCCCAAAAGGACAUAUGUGAACAUAUAUCGGUGAUGGAUAAUCUGCUUGAUUUAUGUAAUAAUAAUAAAGAGCGAUUUGAAUCUUUGACAUUACAAUAUGCUAAUUGCAAGUGCCACUGCUCUAUAUCAGGUUCUCCACUACCAGACCAUUCCAAUAGUCAAAAUCAAUAUUCUAUUUCUACCUGUAAGCCCGUUGUAAACAAUAUAAUUAAACCUUUGCUUACAACAAACAUUAUUAAAAUAUUCAGUGAUGAACUAGGGAAAAAUAUGGGUGUAGCGCUGAAUGAUCUGUGUUCGGGACAAUCUGUGAUAAAUUAUUGUAUGCCAGGGGCUUCAUGUACCCACAUCCUUAAUAAAAUUUUAAAAGUGACUCAUUGCCCAAACACAACAAUAAUUAUAAUGAUUGGGAGAAGGGGAAAUGCAGAUAUAAGAGAUAUAAAAUAUCAAAUAAAUCAAUUAUUAACACUACAGGUGAAAAAGAUCAUUAUGUUUGCAUUUCCAUUUAUUCAGAGUAUGCCAGCGGAAAACAAAAUGAGACAUAGUAUUAAUGAUUUUAUGCAAACAAUUUCAAAUGUAAAUAAUUAUUAUGUCACGACAUCAUGCAAGUCACAAAAUAUAUUUUACACUAUUGACAUUAAUUGCAUGAUAAAAAAUAAAUGUAUUAGUAUGACAAAACCUAACAAAUACUAUUUAGGUAGCUACAAUUUUAGACAAGUAGCAAACUCGCUACAUUAUUUUUUACACAUUUAUCUAGCCAUGAAUUUGGCUAAUCAACCUACUGCUUCUUUUGAGCAGGAAAAAAAUAUGACAUCUAUUAAUUUGGAAUCCGUUCCAAGUAAUUUAAAUUAAAUACUAAGACAACAGAGUUUACCUCUUGCAGUAAAUAUGAUUUAUUUGGACACAGCCCAUCAACAAAUACUGUUUCUUUGAAAACAACUGUGAUCAACCUGGUGCAUCAGAACUUACAAGGUUUGAUGGGUAAAGAACUUGAAAUUGAUUUGUUUCUAGAUUACAACAAAGUCAACUUUCUAUGUGUAACUGAACAUUGGCUUAAAAAAUAUGAAUUAAAUUGUAAUUUUAAAAAUCACCAGGUUAUGAGUUCCUUCUGCAGAGAGAAUGCUAUACGAGGAGGCUCUCUUAUCAUUGUUAAUAAAGAUUAUAAAUGUAAGGAACGUAGAGACAUUGUGAGCCUCUCUGUGGAACGGAUUAUUGAAAUGGCAUGUGUAGAGCUUGAGCGAUUCAUUGUUGUAAGUGUGUACAGGCCCCCGAAUUCGUUAUAUGAUUCUUUUGAAAAUAUAUUGGAACAUGUUUUAUUAAAGCUCUCUGUUUCUAAUAAACAUAUUUUUAUCUGUGGUGAUUUUAAUAUAAAUUUAUUAGAAAAUACAAAUGCCACUAUUAGAUUCAGAACAUUGUUAAAAUCAUAUAACCUUAGCAAUUUAUUUUCAGAGCCCACAAGAAAAACUAGCACAUCGGCAACCUGUAUAGAUAAUAUUUUCACAAACGUAAAACCUUUGCAUAAAUAUAUUAUUAAUCAUUUAAGUUCAGACCACAGUGGACAAUUCAUAUCUUUUAAAAUUAAAUCUGUUACAGAUGUUAAUAGUUCAAGAAACCUACAGUUUGUUCCUAUUAAUAUUAGACGUAUGGAGAAGUUUAGAGGUAAAGUUUUGACAAGAAUUGCGAAUGUUUGUUAUAGUGAAGAUCCUAAUGUUCACUACAUGGAUUUAUUUAAUUGCAUUAAUGAUGAAUUUAGUGCCAUCUUUACUUCUAAAACUCUGAUCUUACAUAAUAAAAGAUCAUUCAAUGAAUGGGCGACUGUUGGAAUUCACAAAAGUAGGCAGAGAUUAUAUGACCUUUAUCAUGAAAAAUCCUAUAAUCAUAAUAAGUCAUUUCAUGAGUAUGUCUGUAAAUAUUCCAAGCUUUUUAAAAAAGUCUGUACAUUGGCCAAGUCAUUGCACUUAGGCAAACUUAUAAAAAAUGCACCUGACAAAAUUAAAAUGACUUGGAAUAUCAUUAAUAGGGAGACUGGGAAUGUCAGAAACAGCAAUGCUGAAUCAAUUUUGAAAAUCAAUGAUAAAAUAAUAACUUCUCAUCAAGAAGUGGCCAGUGCUUUUGAGCGCUACUUUGCUGAUAUCCCAGCUUCUACUACAAAAUCUUUAAUUUCAUCUCCUACCGUCGCCGAAUCAUUACUGCAAGAUCAUGUUGAUGAAUGCAGUGUUAACUUUAAGUUCACAAAUAUUGCUAUAAAGGACAUAAUUGAUAAUUUCAAGACCAUUAAUAUUAAAAAAACUGGUGAUUUAUGGGGAAUAUCAAUUAAGGUUAUAAAAUCCAUUAUUGAUAUAAUCGCACCUUACCUUGCUACAAUAUUUAAUGACUGUAUUUAUAAUGGUGUGUUUCCUGAUCUAAUGAAAUAUAGUAAAAUAAUACCUCUGUUUAAAUCUGGUAGUACUUUUGAUCCCACUAACUUUAGACCCAUUUCAGUACUACCUACAUUGAGUAAAAUUUUUGAAAAAAUUAUUUUGGUACAGCUUUUGAACCAUUUCUAUUCCAAUAACCUGCUUCAUAACAAACAAUAUGGAUUCACUAGAGGUCGUUCGACUAUUGAUGCAGGUGUAGAUCUUAUUAAAAAUAUUUUUCAGGCUUGGGAGGAAUCGCAUAAUGCCCUUGGGGUAUUCUGCGACUUAUCUAAAGCUUUUGAUUGUGUUGAGCAUAAUACAUUGUUGAGGAAAUUACACCAUUAUGGUAUUAGGGGCGUUUCAUUAGAACUUAUUAAAUCUUAUUUAUCCGGAAGAAUCCAAAAGGUAGACGUUAAAGGAAAGAGAUCUUCCGGUGUCUUACUUAAUAUGGGUGUUCCUCAGGGUUCCAUAUUGGGUCCCUUCUUAUUUCUUGUGUAUAUCAAUGAUUUACCAAAGUUUAUUGAAACCCGUCACGAGGUCGUAUUAUUCGCUGAUGAUACAUCCUUAUUGUUUAAAAUUAAACGACAAUUGGAAGAUUAUGACGAUGUGAAUGAUGCUAUCUCGCGCGUGGUACAUUGGUUUAGUGUUAAUAAUCUGUUAUUAAAUAACAAAAAAACAAAAUGUAUAAAAUUUACCACACCCAAUGUUAGACAAGUAGACACUAAUAUCAUUGUAAGUGGAGAGACACUGGAGCUUGUUGAUUCGACAGUUUUUCUUGGUAUAACAGUUGAUUCCAGGCUGCAGUGGGGUCCUCACAUAUGCAAGUUAGCGAAUAGACUUAGUUCUGCAGCGUUUGCGGUAAAAAAAAUACGAACGUAUACUGAUGAAGAUACGGCACGUCUAGUUUAUUUCAGUUAUUUUCAUAGUGUUAUGUCCUAUGGCAUUUUGCUGUGGGGCAAUGCUGCCGAUGUCGAAACGAUUUUCAUCCUGCAGAAGAGGGCUAUUCGUGCUAUUUAUAAUAUGCACCCGAGGGAAUCCUUGAGGGACAAGUUUAAGGAAAUCAAAAUUCUAACUUUAGCGUCCCAAUACAUUUUUGAAAAUUUAUUGUACGUGCGUAAAAACAUUGUAGAAUUCCCCAGAGUCUGCGAUUUGCAUAAUGUGAACACUAGGAACAAACAUAGGCUUGCGUUACCGGCGGCUCGAAUUAAGAAAAUAAGCAACUCUUUCAGGGGGCUGGGUGUACAACUUUUCAACAAGAUCCCACAAAACGUUCAACUACUACCUGUUCAUAGAUUUAAGAAAACUGUCAAGGAACGUUUGUGCAACAAGGCAUAUUAUAAAGUUAAGGAUUUUUUACUAGAUGGCACUACGUGGGAAUGAGGCGUUCGCUCCUGGCCUUUUCAUUUUUCAUUAUUAUUAUUAUUUAUUUGAAUUGUAUUUUUUUGACUUGUCUUUUUGUAUACUGUAAAUAUGUUUACUUGUUUUAAAAAAAAAAAAGAAGAAAAUAGUUGAGAAAAUACAUAAAAAAGCCCGCUGAGUUUGUUUCGCCGGUUCUUCUCAGGACUGUGGCUUUUUUGGAACCGGUGGUAGAGUUAACAUUUUCUUUUACAUUUUGACAUUCAACAAGUGUGUUUUUGAUGACAUCCAAGUUGAAAUAAAUGAUUUUGAAUUUGAAUUUGAAUUUGAAUUUGAAUUUGAAUUACUGUAAUCGAUAUUAUUUAGUGAAUGCCUGAUAUGCUGAAGCUUGCAUAAUAUUUUGAUCUCUUGCGACAACGAAAACCUAUUUUUAAUGACAAACGUUGUGUUUAAAGCUUUUUUUUGUUAAAAUAUUCAUAAAAAUAUGUAUUGUGUUUAGAAACAAUAUUACGGCAAAGAUCCUUAGGCGGAAAUAAAAAAGCGGGAAAAUAUGCUUUAGUCAGUUACAACACUAGUGACAUCUAGUGACGCUCCGCUCGGACUAUCGCUAAUUGUUUGAAAAAACAAGUCGUCCCACCCCCCCACCUGUCGUGCGUCGAUGGUACUAUAUCAGAAGUCUAGACUGGUGUGCCAAGAACUACUGUCUUAAGCUUCACUAUAAUCGAAUGAAUUAUUUAAUAACACAUAGAGAAUAAGCAUACAAAGAAAUAUUGUUUUUCAUUGAAUGAGAUUUUAAAAUAACAUAUUAAUAUUUAAUUUUGAGGAAAUAUAGAAUAUGUCGAGAUGCAUAUGCAGGCGGGGUAGGUCUGUAAUACAAUAAAUAUUUAUAAAUAUUGAGGGAGUUCGUGGUUGAUGUUUAACAUUAGUCGAUUCUUACGUGACGAUUUAAAACUAAGCUGACAAAAGGUUUACGGAUGUUACAUUUGAGGCCUAUAAAAUCAAAGGCAGCUAAACGCCAUAAUGUCGUAAAAUUAUUAACAAUGGUGCUAUCUUGUUUAGUUAGUUGGACACGCUUUAGUGUGUUCAUGUUAUAACAAAUGCAGCUAAAUCUCUAACAAAUUCAGUUCAAAAAAAUUAUUUUUACUCGGUACUGAGUACUAAUAAAUGAAGUUUUAUCAUUUAAAAUUCAGAUUAUUAGUAAUGUUCUCAUUUUUUAUAAAUCUGCUUUAAUAUAAAGAAUAUCGUAGCUAUUCGAACAAAGUUAUUUCAGCUUCUCAAACCGGGAGUGUUGCUAACACUGGCCCUAGCAAGGGCAGUACUUCGAUGGAUCGGGAGGAUCCGUAAUGACGUGUUGAGAGCCGAUUUUUGUAGUUUAUCUGAGUAUUUGACAGACUUGGAUUUAGCUGCCUUUGAUUUUAUAGGCCUCAUUUAAGCAUUGAGUUAUAUUUUAACUCUCUGCAUUGAAGUUUGUUCGAAAACCGAUUGUUCUAUGUCCAAUUGAGUUUCGGAGUGCGGGCGUAAAACCUCAAUGUGAUUAUAAUUAAGAAAACAAAUCUAGAUUAAUUGUUGUAAAACUGGGCAGAGCAAUAAGAGGCUUUUAAAUUGCUGAUUGAAUUCAAUAGUAGAAGUAGAGUACGUGCUAUAGUUUUUUUGAAAUUUGAUUUCACAUGUACGGUAGCUGGGUCUGUGUUUGCGAUCGAUAAUCUAUUAGUAAUAAUGACCGGAUGAAUUAUCAGCGUUAGCUAAAAGCAAAACCAUGGGUUACAAAACGAAAAAUCAUAAAGCCUUUAAAUAGAUGAGCGAUAGAAUAAAAGAGACUAUGCUUGUACGUACUAUGAUAGGUCAUUUAUUUAGUUACAUGUAUAGUCAUACAUUAAUUUUGAAGAUACAGACAGUUAUCACAAAUGAAGACAGUCUUGAAUUUUCAUUUUUCAUCUUGCUAAUGAAUUCAAACAGCAUAAUAUUCAACUAACUAUCUUAAGCUUUUUACGUGUUACCUUUUUAAGCUCAAUUGUAACAAUUGCUCAUAAUAACGUUAUGAUUGUAGCUUUUGAUAUGAAAACAAGUUUUUUGCCUAUCAUUUAAUGUGCAGAGUGUGGUUUGUCAAAUGAUAACUUGACAGAUUAUUCUACGAUUCAAGAAAUAGAUAUAUAUUUUUGGUGUAUCGUAAAAGAAAUGCAAUAUCUACAACAAAAUGAAAAUCUGUUAAAAAUAACGAGUUUUUAGCAUUUAUAGAUGGUAUUGAUGUCAACAAUUUGCCCAUCCAAAUUCUAUACGAAUACUGGGUGAAAACGUAGCAAACAAACUUUUUCAAUCCACACCAAAAUUUUCAAAGAAUUCAAAUAAGUAAAUUAAAAUUUCUUCAAAAUACGUAUUGUACUGAUAUUAAUUUAUAUUAUUCUAAAGUUAAUAUUCUUAAGAUAUAAAUAAAUAUGUUGAUGUACGCUACAUCAUUGUACUAUUGUUAAAUGCUUAGAAGUUUAUUUCGCUUUGAUUACAUUCUUAAAUCACAUUGUAUAUUAAGGCGCGUUUUGUUCUUUCAUAUGGACCAAAGUUUUUGAAAACUUCUAUUUUGUAUAUCUGUACUUUUAUUUUGGAAAAAAGAUUGUAUUUUCCGAGGUGCUUUAUGGGCAACCCCUUUGCUGAAUUUAUUUACUGAUAAUCUGUUACAAGUGACAUUUCAAAAGUAUUGUCCGUUUCCUUUAUUUCAUAAUGUCAUGUUAAGAACUUUAUGGCGGGAACGCGAGGAGCGAAAUUGUGUGAAUUGUUUUAUUUUGUCUAUUUAGUGUUUCUUCACGUUGAGAUGUGGAAUAACGAUGGCUUAUUAACUGUUUAGUAUCUGUGAAAGUGCACAAAUGUGGGAAAAUUAAACAAAACCACUGGAAGUAGCUUCUCGAGAUCCUCCUAAAAAGUCCACUGAAAAAGUGUCAGUAAAUAACCACCAUUUUACUGAGAUUAUAUUUCAUCCCAUAUCAUCUCAUCUCAUUUAAUUUCAUGCCAAUUGAUUAAUGUUCCAAAUUAAUCGACUACCUUUCAUUUCACUUCAUAUUAUCAUUUUUUCAUAAGGAAAAUUGUAAAAGAUUAGGCUGUAUGGUAUGAUACCUUUGCCUUUCUAGUUGGAAAAAUAGAACUACUACUACUGUCAUGUCAAGCAAUUGUUCGUCAGACGUUAAAUGAAAAUUAAACUAAAUCAAAAUCGUUAUGUACCUACCUAUUAUGGAGGAUAGAGGUAAGGAGAACCGUCUCAUAUGGGAGAAGCUUGAAAAAGUGUCCCACUUUCAGCACUAAAUAGCAGUUCAAAAAAUCCCCCAGAAUGGCGCUAGCAUAGGCACAGGGUAUGAUAUGAAUUGAGCAGUUGUUAACUGAUUGAAGUAUGCUGAGUUAGGAAAUUUAAUAUAUUUAAUGACUAGAGUAGUUAGUACGUACUCCAAAUUAAUUUCGUCAAUAUAACUUAAAAUUAUUACUGUGGUAAAACGCGGAGACUUCGAUUGCAUUUUCUUAUCAGCUUUAAAUAAAAUACUUUUUGUAAUUUUGUAGUGCUUACAGUUCUUUCGUUCUUUUUUAAUCCUCUAAUAUCUCUCUAUCUUCUAUCUCUCUCUAUCUUAUUCUAAUAAUUUUCAGCGCCUUUUUUAAAAUUUACCCGUUUGCUACUGUAGCGUCACCCUUAUUUAGCAGAUUUUAAAGGGCACUUUUUCACACCGAGACGGUUCUCCUUACCUCUACCCUCCAUAUAGCAGACGCUAAGUACCGUACAUAUUGAAAAUAAAAUUACUUAUAUCAAUAUCGGUACCUGCAUAGGUAGUGUGCAAUAAUAGAAAAAAAAAGAAAUAAUUCUAGCUUCACUAAGGAAUAUAUUUUCAUUUUUCCUUUUAGUCUAGUUCAUUAUGACGCCCUGAUUGUUACGAUUAAAAUAUGUUUUUUUUAUUAUGGAAUGAUUUAUUAAGGUAUUUAUGAAAUAUUUAUUAAGACAUCAUAACACUACUUUAAGCAAUGUGCAAUAUAAAGUUUUUCUCGCAUUUUAUAAAAUAUUAGUUAGUUUUCUUCAAAUUUUGCAAUUUUGCUAAAUGGAAAUCAUGAUCCCGAAUUUGUUUUAAAGGAACGAUCAGUAACAAAUAAGUUAGUUGCUCAACAAUUAAAGUUCAAUUUAAAAGUUGAGAUUUACUAAAUCUGUUACCAUGAAAUAUUUAAGCGUUAGAGCUUGUGGAUUUAUGUAACAGCUAAUAAUUUUACAUUUUAUUGUAUUAACAUUCCAUAUGUUAUAAUGGUCCUUUGUAAUGAGAUUUUUUAUUACAUGCGAAAUAAAAUAUUUUAUAAAUUUUA